This is a messenger RNA of Pseudomassariella vexata, 988 nucleotides long. RefSeq lists its product as uncharacterized. The record is from RefSeq and is a predicted model, not a curated record. The transcript has 3 exons. NCBI's taxonomy places the organism in Eukaryota, Fungi, Ascomycota, Sordariomycetes, Amphisphaeriales, Pseudomassariaceae. Bases 320 to 907 code for a protein of 195 amino acids.
UUCCCACGUCAACAUCACUGAACAUGCAGAAGAUUCAUCGGCACCUGAAACAGCCCAUUUCAGCGGUAAAUUGUGGCCGAAAUCGAAGUAAUGCGCAGACGACGACAGGGUCAGUGAAAAUCUCGUCUCCAACGCUGGACCACGCAGCCAGAACGUCACGCCAGAGCCAGGCCCAGGCUGCCGUUGGCCGAAUGUGCGUCGUUGAAAUAGUCUCGGUAAUUUCGGCUAGAUCCCCGCUGCUGGGCUGCUUGGCGGGUUCCUCCCUCGAUAUGCAACAGCAGCUCCACUCGGGGGCCAAACAACAAGCUUUGGGGAGCCAAUGGGCAUAGGUGAGACUUGCGCCGCAUUCCUUCCCAGUGAGGCGCCUGCAGGCCUAAGUGCUAGGCGACUAUCAGAGGGACUUAUAUUUGUACCACGACAUCAACGUAUCGAGGUCUUGAACAACACAGAUAUUGAAUCAGCAGACUGGAGGCUUGUCUUCCGCGAAUUUUCCAGAGUUUUCCAUUCGCAACCAUCAACUUCGCAAUGCCUCAGCCCGGCUUUCAGUAUUCCAUCAGGAUUAGUGGCCGAACAUGCCUGCAGUCUCACCAACACCUCAUGCCCUGCGGCGUCAGGCGAUACAGGCCCCCAUGGCAGACAUCCUGGUCGCUGGAGCGGCGGUAGGCGUCUUGGCGCUAUCUAUUCUCAACGACCAGUGUCGUUUCUGCUGCAGGUUGGAUAUUAUCUGGAGAUGAUGGGUGGUCAAGGUGGCUUGAGCCUCAUGGCCCUGCGCUGCUGCAUUUCUCCUGAGUGUAAUUGGAAUGACCGGCAAGGCUACGACUUGCAGGAUCCCCCUAUCGUGAGUAGUCAUAUAAGCAGGUUGGCUGCACCAUCUGUCUCCCGUCUCCCCUUCUGGCUAUCCUUGUGACUUGUGCUUGAACAGACUCCUUCCUUUCCAAAGCAUUACUCUCGUUUACGUUGGCGGUGCCAGUCGUUCUUUUCUGACAUU